Cephus cinctus (wheat stem sawfly) is the source of this 4490-nucleotide messenger RNA. Its product is annotated as myb-like protein X. Lineage: Eukaryota; Metazoa; Arthropoda; Insecta; Hymenoptera; Cephidae. The record is from RefSeq and is a predicted model, not a curated record. The coding region runs from base 2826 to 4337 and encodes 503 amino acids. The transcript has 2 exons.
CCUAUCGAUCGCCGAGAGUCAAGAAACGCCCAUCGGGCCCCUUCCCCCCCUCUACGGCCUUGGGCCCAAAAGUCAAUAAAACUGGAAAAAAAGAUUCGAAAGAAUAUAUCAGCUGAUCGACACUUUCUUCGUGUAAAAACUUUUCCGUAAUUUUCACAAAUUCCUCAUUUUCAAAUUAAGCCGAGCACGGUCGUCGCUUUGAAAAUUUUCGAAAAUGCCGGUCGACAGUCGUCGCGCCAUGGAUUAUUGAGUUUUUUGAAAAAUUCGUGCGAACCCUCCUUAUCGAAUUUUGAUAAUCUAUACUUUUUCGCAUAUUUCGACAAUUACGUGUCCAGUUUGUUUUCCGGGAACAGGCUAUAAAUAUAGAUAAAACUCAUCUGCCCCCAGAUAACAUCGUUAUCUAUUUCUUUCUUCUUUCUGUUUUUUCCUCAAUUUCCUAUCUUCCUUCGCUCCUCAAAAGUUACACGUAGGAAAUACCUUACCGAAAAGAAACGUGACUCUGACUGUACACGCGAUUUAUUAUCAGUCCCCUCCUACGCUUUACACACAUGUCACACACGAUCACAUACUGUAAGACCCAAACCUCUUCUCAAGUUUUUUAAUAACUAUUUUUGACAUAUGUACACACGGGAUGAUUCGGGUCGAACACAUCAUGCGAUUUGCAAAGUAAAUAAAUAAUUUAACGCUCACGUUACUGCAGUCACACAUACGUGUGAUAUCAUAUGAAUUAAUACGCUGACACAAGAUCGAUUUAGAUAAGAAGAUGUAAUAAGAGAUUCUUGGAAGUUUCAAGGGAAAGAUUUUUUAUGUUUUUUUAAAUACUUGUAUUUUAUCUGCACGAGGUUAUCACAAGUGGAGUUUGAUGUUCUGAGAAAUGACUGAUAAUAUAUCAUAUUAAUAAAUACAGCCGGCAUUCGGUAUUUAAAUAGGAGGAACGUUUUCGAAUGACGACAUCAUCUCCGAGAGCUAUAAUCGUUACAAGAUCAUUGCCAAGGUCAGCCCAGGCAAAGACGUAGGAAACGUCAAGAUGAGACGAUCCUUUCUCACGAUCAUCAUUCGGAGAUAAGACCAAUUCUAAAUUGGCCAAUGAAAAACAUCCAAGGGAAUUCGCGUGUCAUUAGUAUAAUAUAAGACUGACAGACCCGUGCUAAUUUCAUCCUGGAAUUACCCUAUGACUGGAGAGUCGUGCAGACGAAGAAAAAAUGAAAAAUAAAAAAAGAAUAACUGAUUCAGGAAUAAAAUCAAAGCCAUGGAUAUCUAGAUCGUUAAUCGAGCGUGGAUAAUCGGUUAAUGACACGUGGUUGAUUACAGACUUGUGUAUAAUUAAUUUUUUUUACUGUCAUUAAUACUUUUUCAUACAAACGUCACCCGAUGAAAAUCAAAUAAUAUUUUACUGUUUAUCAAAAAUUUAUAACUUGAUAGAUUUUUUUUUUUCAUAAUUCCUCAUUUAAUAUCCACGAGAAAUCAUGAUUGUUAUUAAGGAUGAUACACCUGAGAGAUCGUGACAUGAUUCCUGAUGAUUGAAAUCACGUAUCCUGGUUCGUUCGAGAUGAUCGAUCUUUUUAACUGAUAAGUGGAUAGUAGGGUGAAUAAGUGACAGGAAUUGAUUUACUUCACGGUAAGUAACUAGUAAACUAGGUAAAUAAUUUGUUUGCCUUUGACCUCGAUAAUCAGCAAUAGCAAUUCUAUCGAUCAAUUUAAUCGAUCAAUCGCUUAUCUCUCGCGAUCGACAAAUUGAUGCCAAUUGAGUAAGCUUCGUGGAAUCUCAUAAACUCGUGAUCUUCUACUACUUUUUUUGGUCUUAGAAAAUCAUGCUAAUUUCUUUUUUCAAGUAAAACCGUCUUCGAUAUUUCAAAGACAAAUAAAACUUACUCGUAGAGCCAAGACACGGAUAGUUAGAAGAAAGUUGUACCCACGUGGGAAACUGUUCAGGGCAUUACCCCACGUGAUAAAAAAAGAAUAAAUUAAUAAUUUACUCCCACCGCGUGUCCCAAAUCAUAUGAGGAAUCACGUAUGGCUACAUAAUCGUAGCCUCGCGCACUAAUCGGUGGAAUAAUCAACUCGUAAUAUGUAGAUAAGUUAUUGUUUUGAUUAGCUGACGUCACCUCGGGAAUACCCACUCGAAAGUUGCUUACCUUCCCCGAAAGAUUCUUCCACUUGUGGAAACCGACUAAUUCAUUGUUUUUCAAGACGGUAAUAAAAGCCGACGGUAGUAGCGCUGGCUACGAUUUGGAGCGUUUCGGGUGGGACCGGUUUUUGGGGUAUAAUUAAAAAAAAUAAUAAAGAGAAGAAAAAGUGAAAAAAAUAUGCUCGACCAAACUUCACUAACACUUGUCCCAGUCUCUGGGUCUCCCGAGACUGACGUUAACCAAAGAGGAUUUGGUCAGUGGUCUUUGAAGAGUCUCAUGUGAAUAGGAAAUAUACGGUUGGACACUUCUAAUCAUUCUUCAGGAUCAACUUCGGGGUCCUUGACCCCGGUAAACAGCGUCUAGAAGCUCUUGAGGAAUUCUAAGGUCCACCAGGGAGUUUUAUGGUGGAUGAAAUUUUUGGGUAGCUUGUUUUCUUCUUUUUUCUUUUUUAACGUAAGUAAGUAAGCUGAAGACUUUUUGGGGCCCGAGUCAGUUUACAGAGCGGGACCCACAAUGCACUAACGGGACUGGACCCUGUCACUUGGAGAUAGGUUCAGAUAGGGCCCUCCCAUUAACCUAAUGGUUAUCCAGUAAUGCCUAGUGCACCUUGAUGGUAUAUAUACUGUACCGGGAUGCACCAGGACCUCAGUUAGGUCUGGAGCUUGACAAUUGCUGCACCUGAAUCCACUGGGUAAGAUGUUAAAGGCAGUGCUGUAUCUCGCUGUCCUAGGCCUGAUGGUGCAAUGGACCCAGAUCAUGGGAAAUCCAGGAGACCGUCGCAGCAUCCGACCUCAACUGUAUUCGGAGCAACAAUACGAGAUUAACAAAAAUGAUCCCAGGUCCGAUUGGUUCUAUUCAAGAUCAUCCAGAUCCCUGCCUCCGUUCUCUUGGAGCUUCUUCAAGGACGAGGACGACGAGGAUACCUUGAUCAAGAAGAGGUUAGAUACCCUGGAGAAGAAGCAAAAGGAACUUGUGGAGCUGAUGAAGAAAUUACAACAGGGUGAGCCAACUGGGGGCAGAACAAACGCGAUAGAGAAUCGUAAUGAUUCGGAAUCCAUGGAAUCGGUAAAAGUAAACGUGGCUCACGAAAUUACGGAUGAUUCUGGAUCCAGUGAAAAUGAGUCUUUGGGGUCUUUGGAGAAUUUUGGAAACUCGGAUAUAAAAAAGAGCGCGAGAGAGGAGAUAAGUUUUUUGAAAAUUGAAAGCAAGGAUCAAAAUAAUAAGCGCCUUCCGGUAUCCCAGAACACUUCACGCGUCUUAAUCACUAACGAUCCUCUUACUAAAAUAUCUCAGGAUUAUGGAAAGGACCAGACUAACACUGGGUCGACUAAUACGAUUAUGCUGCCUAAAUCGAAUCUCGGGGCUCUAGUGCCGAUUACUAAUCCAACCGAAGGAAACAAUUUUCCUGAACCUCCGAAGGAAUCUUAUCAGAAUUUCCACCAAGAGAAAGAAUCUUCCCCGGUCCUUACUGAUAAUAACAAAAGCAGUGUCCAGGAUCCUUCGGUUAAUUGGAAAGGUCUCGCAAGUAGUUACAGUAAUCCUGCUAGUCCUGAUUCUAAGGGACCUCAAAUUAAAGAUACUGAAGUAUCUCUUAGAAAUCAAAAUGCUACUCAAAAUACUGAUGAUCAAAGCGCUCUUCGCUUCGGUCAAGCAGGUCCUGUCAAACCUAAUCAUAUCCUUGGUGAAUUUCUGUCGAAUGAUAAAGAAAAAAAUGGAACACGCAUGGAGCAUAUAAAGUUAUCGAAAGAUUUUGAAAAAGUACAUGACGUACUUCAUAAUUUUGAAAAAAAUAAAAAUUUGUUUAAAACGCUCACUCACUUAGAGAAGACUAAUGAAAAUAAGAAAAACACUCCUUACGCGUUUUUCGAGUCGCUCAAUAAACAAAUUAAAUCGAAUCCUCUGGUGGCGGAAGCUGACAAGAUUUUUCAUACAGGUCCUACAACCAAAGGAUGCGCUCCCUGCCCGGAAACAAAAAAGGAGGAGAAGCCAACGUGUGUCCCGACGAUUGCCAAGCAGGGUGAAAAGGAAGAGGUACCCCAAAAGGAUAAAGUCCCAUCCACACCAAGUGUCAGUUCUCCUACUGUGACAAAUACAGAGAAUACAACCGAUAAGAAGAAGGACGAUGGUACCGAAAAACCAGUGAUUAAAGGACCGGAAGAGACCGAAGAGAAGAAACCGGAAGAGCCCCCUAAAGAAAUAAAUGACUAACGAUUCUAGGAUAGAUGAAAAUUUUAUUACGAUUUAUUGAAUUCAAAAUUUUUUUUUUUUAUGUAACUCAAUCCUUCCCAAUGGAAAGGAAGAACUGUACGUCGUGUGAUAUAAAAUAUACUAUAUAUACGUAAAUAAAUGUAUCGAAACUAA